GCACUGCCCCCAUUCUUUUACACUAUUAUAUGUAUAAGUUGACCUAGACAACUAACCUGGAAUAAUCUUGAACAAGUCACUCUUUUUCGACCAUUUACUUUUAUAAGUACCUCCUAAGCCAUGGGGUCUUUCGAAUUAAAACCUACGAUAUCAGAGAAGUGCACGUGCCACUCUAUCGUGCCUGUUACUACAUGGGGGGAAGGUAAACGGUCUGAGAAUAUCAUUAAGACCAGAGAUUUAAUUCCUCUUCAAACCGAAACGACGAAAUGGCCAUUUGACCCCGGAGAUGAUAUUGUUUUCAUGGUUGCCAAGGCCAAUGAAGUUCGCAGCUGUGUGGUUUGCCGCGAAAUAUUUAUCGACAAGUUCCGCAUGCCACAAUUCUGGUGGACAGACACAUAUAAAAGAAUGAAUGGAUAUUUCGGAUCAGAAUUCAAGAGAAAUUCAGAUGGAGCCAUUGAAACCUACUCAACAUGGUCUCGUGCUCUGAUAAAACACUCCGAAGCAUUGCAUAAAUCGGAAACUCGCCACGAGCUUCAAUAUCGAUGGCUUAAAUUCAACUUAUUCACAAGAUGGUUUAUGAAGGGGAAGGUGAUCAUUAUUGCCUUUGACCCAGUUGAAAUGAUGCAAGAAAGACUACGUGAGCUAUUUUUGGGCCAUCUAGAUAAAGAAGAGUUGCAGGACCCUUACUGGCCUUAUAAACACAUCCUAGAAGAGCUUGUGUCUUUACAAGGAUCAGCUAUUUGGAGCCUUCGGGGUCUCAUAAGAACUAUAGAACUCUCGCCAACAAGGGACCCUAGAACUCUUCGAGAAAAACCGAAGUACAAUUAUUCAAGGAUGCACGACAUAGCUCGUCAUGCUAUCCAUGUAUCAGAAACCUUGGAUCUGGCUGUCAAACUCUCCGAGGAUCUCAUUCAGGAGCACCAAAAGUUGAUUACAUCAUCUUCAGAUGCGAAGCCUAGACUUGAGACCGACAGAACAAAAUCCCUCAAGCAGGUAUAUUCAAAUACACAUUCACGCCUCGUGUUUUUCAGCCAUGCACUUUUCAGCCUCCGCUGUCGCUCCUCUUCGAAUCACCAACGACUCAGUAAUGAAAUCCAGCUGAGGUUUCAUACCGAUUCUCAAUACGACUCGCAAGUAUCGGUGGAGAUCAGCCAUUCCGCCAAAUCAGAUGGUGCCUCUAUGAGAUGGAUCGCCAUCGUCAGCCUCAUAUUCCUCCCGGCGAACCUCGUGUCUUCAGUCUUCAGUACGACAUUUUUCGAAACAACAGAUGGAAUGAUCUCGGUUACAAAUGACUUUUGGAUAUAUUGGGUUGCCUUAGUUGCCGUUACCGUAAUGACCUUGGCGCUCUGGUUUGGUUUGUCACAGUUUAAUAUCCAAGUAGGGGGUAUACCAUUUAGAAGGUUUACCGCGUGGCAGAAAACGGAGAGGUCGCUGGAAGAUUCUACCCAAUGCGUUGUAUAGAAGGCACGUCUAGAGUGAGCGACCAACAAGUAAAUCGUGGAUACGCCCAAUUAUAGCGAGUAUGGUAGCUCGGGGAAUAUAUUUCAGGGAAACGUCGUGUGCGGGACGAUUACUUAGUAAAGACGGCUUUUAGUAGAGAUUUCAGUAUCUAGUUCGGAAUAGUUGCAUAGCUUUCAGAUUUUAUAGAUUUUAUACAUCAUGUUCAAUGUGGUUUUAAUUAUGAUAUUAAUAGGUACC
Daldinia loculata is the source of this 1698-nucleotide messenger RNA. RefSeq lists its product as uncharacterized. The coding region runs from base 121 to 1461 and encodes 446 amino acids. Lineage: Eukaryota; Fungi; Ascomycota; Sordariomycetes; Xylariales; Hypoxylaceae. The transcript is spliced from 3 exons. The record is from RefSeq and is a predicted model, not a curated record.